GGAAAUUGUUUGAAUUUUGUGUUGUUUUACAGAGAAUUGGGAGAAUCGGAAAUGAAUGUGAAGUGUUUUGCUAUUUUUCUUUAUUCGCUUUAGAGUUGUUGUUUGUUUAUUUUGGAUAGAUUGGUGGUCUGUUUGGUUUAUUUGAUUUUUAACGAUUUUGACUAUUUAAUUGAAGUCGAAUUCGAGGCUUUGUAUUGUAUUGCUUGACUUCGCUGAUUUUCGUGUAUUAUUUGAAGAUAAUUGAUAAUUUUAGUUGUUUGUGAGAGUUAAUUCGAGCUUGUUUUGGUGUCAUGAGAUGAUGUUGUUGCUAUGUGGCAGUCCUUGGAUCAAGUAGGUUGAUUCUUGUGUAAUUAGACUCUUUUUGCCUAUCUUUUAGGCUAGUCUACAGUGGUUUAAUUUUGGCAGCAUAGUUGUGUGAAUUAAAUCAGUUGAAGGAGGGGAGAUACUAGAGAAUUUUUUUAUGUUUGGCCUGGUUAUUGUGCAGCUACACAACAUAAAUAUUAUUCUUCAAGUCUGAUGUUUACUUCUUUUUGAAAAAUUAAAUGAAUAAUUGGUCAAAAUCUGCAUUUGGGUAUUCUAAAGUUUGUAACUAUUACAUUCUACUUUGAUAAAGAAGCUUCAUUGAUUUCUAAAUUGUAACUUGGAAGAUACCUCAGAUAUUAGAGAAAAAAAAUCUGAAACUAUACUGAAACGGAAGGUCCAAGUAGUUGUGCUUGUGUGGGUAACAGCCUCAUGACUUCUUCGGUGCAUGAUCCAUCUGAUAACAGUGAAGCUGAUGAGCAGCAAAAUCACUCGGAAUCCCAGAUUCAUUCCUCAUCACCUGUGAGUGGAAUGUCUUACCCUGGCGUCAGAACCCCACUUCAGUAUACAACCCCUCAACUUGGGGCAGUCCAUGCUAUGGCACCGGCACCUUACCCAUAUCCGGAUCCCUAUUAUAGAAGCAUAUUUGCUCCCUAUGAUGCACAAUCUUAUCCUCCACAGCCUUAUGGUGGACAACCAAUGGUCCACCUUCAGUUGAUGGGGAUUCGGCAAGCUGGAGUUCCUUUGCAGUCAGAUGCAGUUGAGGAGCCUGUGUUUGUUAAUGCAAAACAAUAUCAUGGCAUCUUGAGACGUCGACAGUCUCGUGCAAAAGCUGAAUCAGAGAAUAAAGCUAUUAAGUCUCGGAAGCCAUACUUGCAUGAAUCUCGACAUCUGCAUGCAUUAAGAAGAGCUAGAGGAUGUGGAGGUCGGUUUCUCAAUUCAAAUAAAUCUGAAAACAAACAAACGGAGUCAGCAUCAGAUAAUAAAUCACAGCCUGAUAUCAAUCUCAACUCUGAUAAAUCUGAACUUGCUUCCUCAGAUGGCACAUCCUAAUACACAAAAAGGAUCAACAGCUCAUGGAAGAGUACUUAGAAAUUCCCUUCUCGGUAUUUGCUUCAUCCCAUCUCAGUACUUAGAAUUCAGUAGUAAUGUAUAUAGGUAUCGCAGUAGUAGGUUGCCUGAGAAGUUUGCAAAAAUGAAACCAAAAAUGUGUGUUGAAGUGCAGUCAUAGCUAGAUAUCUUCUUGAGAACAGAAUUCUUUCUGACCUUUGCUCUUUUAUUCUGGAGGGAGUGGUGGUUAAGUUAUGCUGUGUUCGCGCAUUUUGCAGUUAAUAUAACUAGAAGUUGGGAUGAUAUUUUUCUUCUGACAGAAAAUAGGGAGUCUUGGAUAUGUGACUUUAGACCAGUAUAAAAUUAGGAUUUGGUGUUGCUGUGUCGUAUUAUUUUUGUUAACUUGGAUAAUAAGUCAGAAAUGUUUUUAUUUGUGUUUCUA
Mangifera indica (mango) is the source of this 1792-nucleotide messenger RNA. RefSeq names its product nuclear transcription factor Y subunit A-7-like. Lineage: Eukaryota; Viridiplantae; Streptophyta; Magnoliopsida; Sapindales; Anacardiaceae. The record is from RefSeq and is a predicted model, not a curated record. Gene Ontology annotation, biological process: regulation of transcription by RNA polymerase II. Gene Ontology annotation, cellular component: CCAAT-binding factor complex. Gene Ontology annotation, molecular function: RNA polymerase II cis-regulatory region sequence-specific DNA binding; DNA-binding transcription factor activity, RNA polymerase II-specific. The transcript has 6 exons. The coding region runs from base 733 to 1353 and encodes 206 amino acids.